CUGGUGCGCUGUGCACACGCGUGGGUCAUGCUCUGCACCUGACAGCCCUGCAACACUUUUUGAGUUGAGACAGGAGGAAAAACUUAUAGCAUCGCCUCCGAGAAGAAGUUAUCCACAGCUGCGGACUCUUCGCACACGGACUGCUCUACACCACGUUAUAAAUCCUUGUUUUUUUACACCUUUAAAGCUGCAUCACCGAGGCGAAACGGCGACCUCAGUCGAUUACCUUUCUUUCCUUUGCUAUCCAAUGGAUAUUCACUGCAAAGCAGACCCCUUCUCAGCGAUGCACCGGCACGGCGGUGUGAACCAGCUCGGCGGGGUGUUUGUGAACGGCAGACCCCUCCCGGACGUGGUGAGGCAGCGGAUUGUGGAGCUGGCCCACCAGGGCGUCCGGCCCUGCGACAUCUCCAGACAGCUACGGGUCAGUCACGGCUGUGUCAGCAAAAUCCUCGGCAGGUACUAUGAAACCGGCAGUAUUAAACCCGGAGUCAUUGGUGGCUCCAAACCAAAGGUUGCAACUCCGAAAGUGGUGGAUAAAAUUGCAGACUAUAAGCGCCAGAAUCCAACCAUGUUCGCUUGGGAGAUAAGGGACCGACUACUUGCUGAGGGCGUCUGCGACAACGACACAGUCCCCAGCGUUUCAUCCAUCAACAGGAUUAUCCGCACCAAAGUCCAGCAGCAAUUCCACCCGUCCCCUGACGGAUCUGUUACGCCGCUCUCCACGCCCGGCCACACCAUAGUGCCCAGCACCGCCUCGCCCCCUGUGACCAGCGCCUCCAACGAUCCCGUAGGAUCCUACUCCAUCAACGGCAUUCUGGGUAUCCCCCGCUCCAACGGCGAGAAGAGGAAACGAGACGAUGUUCUCUGGAGUGGCAACCACUUGGAUGGAAGGAAAAUAGGACAUUAUGGCUCUGAUGGCUCAGGCCCGGGCAGCGACUCUCAGGGCAGCGUGGAGAGUUUAAGGAAGCACCUGCGAGCGGACGCCUUCACCCAGCAGCAGCUGGAGGCCCUGGACCGUGUGUUCGAACGUCCUUCUUACCCUGAUGUCUUCCCCACUUCAGAACACAUCAAACCUGAACAGGCGAAUGAGUACUCGCUCCCGUCCCUGAACGCUGGCCUGGAUGACGUGAAGCCGAGCCUUUCCACCAGCGCCAGCUCCGACCUCGCCUCCAGUGUCUCCCAGAGCUACUCUGUUGUGACAGACUCUCACCCAUCAUAUCCACCUUCCAUGUGUGUAAAGCGAGAGCCCCAUGAGGCAUCCUUUGCCCCCUUCACCCCCUCCUCUGUUGGCGACUCUGCUCUAGCCGACAUCUUGUCCCACCAGUCCAGCCUCUCUGUAGAUGCCUCUACUCCCAGCUACCCUGCCCAUGGCCCAUGCUACAGCCAGUAUGCCAGCCAGCCCUUUAUAGCAGGGCGAGACAUGGCCAGCACCACCCUACCUGGCUACCCGCCUCAUGUCCCCCCCACAGGACAAGGCAGCUACCCCACCUCCACACUCGCUGGAAUGGUUCCUGGAGGGGACUUUUCUGGGAACCCUUACUCUCAUCCACAAUACACCACUUACAACGAAGCAUGGCGGUUCAGCAAUCCAGCGUUACUAAUGCCGCAUCCCGUGGCUCCGCACCUCCCACUGCUGCCACUGCCUACGACCGCCACUAGUUACCAUGGAGACCAGCUCAAACUGCAGGGCCACGGCUUCGGCCUCCAUAUUGUCCCCGUCUGAGAAACACUGAGGUCAAAGGGAAGCGAGGUGGAAUCCUAAAGGAAAACCCCGUGAUGUUACGUGAUGUGGAGGAAGGACCGGCGCCGGUGCAUCUAGCCCAGCUUCAACGUCACACUUUGGGUCAAACGGGCCCGCGGGCGUUCAGAACUCACCCAUCAUGCCCUCAAUCUCUCACAGGCCCCGAACAUUUCAGAAUGACUUUAAGAGAUUAUAUAAAUAUAUAUAUUAUAAAAUAUAAAUUGAAGAAAAACAGUGUGAAGAAUACCAUGUGGAAAAAAAUGUUGUGGGUUUUUAUUUUUUGUUGCUGUUGUUGUUGUUGUUAUUUUAUUCAUGGAUCCUCACAUUCCUUUUAUGUGAUGAACUGCAGUAUUUUUCUGCUCUAAAGAGAGAAGUCCAGGGGAGAUGACAGUGGUCCCACAGCUUGAUGAUGCAGCGACUAGAAGCAGCGUAGCGAGGCCCCUUUGACACUUAAUGAGAUCCUGGCUCCACACUGUAGGGAGGGCUUUACUCUGGUGCUUUGACUUGUGCUCCCAUUUCUCCUGUCCCACCGACAUUAUCACAUGCAUGUCCUACAACGUUUACUGGCCCUAUAUAGACCAACAUCACACUCCCUGUGGCAAACAAACAAUCAGUUGUAAAAAAUGUAAAUCAUUUUGCAAAGUAUUAAAAACAUGGUGACCACAAAAUGGCCUCGCCAGAAUUUUAAAUACUUUAAAUUAUUUUUUUCUGUCACGAUUUUUUAAUGCUAAAAAAAAAAGGCUAUCAAAGAUUCCUUCAGAGUCACAUUUCCCUCAUUUUCCAGUCAUGUCCAUGUCCAUGCAUGAUCAUCCUUUGCUCUUUUUUUGCACUAUAACCUCAGCUUAUUUAAUUUAUUUGGUACAUUCACUUCAAAUUAAGUUUAAAUAAUCUACCAAUUUAAUUAAGCAUUAGUUGAUACUAUUUAUGUUGGAUAGUUUAGGCGUAAAAACACAAAGCAGACAGACAGACAAAGCGAUGCUUUCACAUUUCUGAGGAGUUUGUAAGCCAUAGCCCUAUGGCUACAUGAACAAAUUCAAUUCUUCUGGCUUAUAAAUCCAUUCAGCUACUUAGUCAUACCACUAGAUGCCUACACAGUUCAGAAAGCUGCACGCAGUUGAGCAAACCAACUGUAAAUUAGCUUCAACAAUUGCCUUACAAACCUGUUUUUUCAACCUAAAUUCAUGCCUGUUCAACAAAAUUAAUUGCCUUUACAAACGCAUAUUCACCACCCUCCUUGAUUUACUCUCCAUAGGGACUGAAAGGAAAUACUGAUUCAGUUUGCUUUUUUGGAAAAAAAAUAUUUUGUGAAUGUACAUUUAACUACAUUUGCCAAAGACUUAGUUUGAUAUUUAAUAUUUUAUUUACAGUAUAUGUAUGCAUAAAUAAAGCAGUAUUAUCUUUUAAAUAAGUAGUCAACACUGAACAUGCCGUGACUUUUCAACAGGUGAACAACAUGAUGCAUAUGACUGUAAUGAAAAAGGUGGAAUUCAGUGGCUCAAUACUCAACAACAAACAAAAUGCUGCUUUGUAGAAUGAUUUGUGAAUAAUGUGAAGACAAUUCUUCCUUGUAAAUAAUAUCACACACACCAUUGCAGUAUCAUAUUAAUGUACUGGCUCCCUUUGUAGAUAUACAGACUGAAAAAAAACAUGCAUUACAUUUGUGUCUUAAUGUAAUGUUGUGCUCUGAAGAAAGGCACAACUACUGUAUAACCUGUGGCUGCAUAUACUGUAGCAGCAGGUAUCAGAUGCUAACAUCACAUAGGUUGUCUUUGUCAUUUUAUUUUUGUUUUCAUGAUAAUGUCAUGAUGAUGUUUUAUGUCACUAUGCAAUGAGUUAAAUGGCUUUCUGUAUCAUCUUUUGUUGUUGGGCUCAGAUGAAGUAAUCCCCAUGGAGAACGGCAUAAAAGUUAACAAAAAAAGACCUCCGGUGUGAAAUGGUCUGUCUCUCGUUUCACAUUUGCUCCACAAAUUCCCUUAAAUGAAGAUGCAAACUGAAGUCCUUGGCAACAAUCAAAGAUAUUGUCCUGUUUGCUGUUAGUAGAUGUUGUGAUCAUUAUGUUAAUCCAAAUUACAGUCAUCUGUGCCUCCAUGUAUAGACAAACAUCCACACUUAUUACCAUCUCUCCUCCCUCCCUCCACUCUUUCUACCAAUACAACUCUUUAGCGUAUCCAAGAUGAAGUUUACUUUAAUUCCACACAAGCAAAUACAUCAUCUGGUACCAGGGUUAACUGUCGUUGCAGAGGGGGACCAGAUAACAGAGAAACAGACUGCAGCCCUGCUCUUCAGGAGAAGCUAUCCUCUACAAAUUGCACUUGGGAUUUGCCUAUUUCUGUCUACAUGUAGCUCGACAUAUCUGAAAAUGAAACACUGGCGCAGAGUGCACGCCACCGUUAUGCAGGCGAGGCCUUUGCUUUAGGAAGCGGAGCACCUCUGAAGGAAUGGGUCUUCUUGCUGUUGUAAAGAUGAUACAGGAGAUGUGUCAUGGACAUAAAAAGGAUUUCUGAUGAAAAUCUAUACGGAAAGCCUCGUGGCCUCAAUCAUUGUUCUGUUUCAGUUCUGUUCCAAUUCUUUUUGUGCACAUGAGAAAUAAAUUCUUUU
Molecule: messenger RNA, 4339 nt
Organism: Centropristis striata (black sea bass)
Lineage: Eukaryota; Metazoa; Chordata; Actinopteri; Perciformes; Serranidae
Gene: pax2a
Product: paired box 2a
Exons: 12
Coding region: 248-1723 (491 amino acids)
Biological process (GO): anatomical structure development; regulation of transcription by RNA polymerase II
Molecular function (GO): DNA-binding transcription factor activity, RNA polymerase II-specific; RNA polymerase II cis-regulatory region sequence-specific DNA binding
Source: RefSeq, a predicted model, not a curated record